CUCCCCCGAGCCUCGACGUCAACCCCCAUAAGUAGCAUCUGGACCAAAUAAACCACGCUCGCCUGAGGCUAGGUGGAGGGCCGAAAGGACGACUGGAAAUCUCGACUCGAAUCACAUCGGCAACAUGGCACAAGCAUUCCCCUACACGUACUACGCGUGCGAUUGCUACGACAGCAAUACGACGACCUCAACGAAACGCGCCUCACAGAUGAUUGCCGACGCAGAAGCAGAAGACGGAACUUUUGAUCCGCGGAAUCCACGGUCUAAUUAUGCGCUCUACCCGCUCGAACAUCUCCUAUACUGCGAGGACUGUCAGCAAAUACGAUGUCCACGAUGUGUGAUAGAAGAGACGCUGAACUGGUACUGCCCGAGCUGCUUAUUCGAGGUUCCGAGCUCGGUUGUCAAGAGCGAUGGAAAUCGAUGCACGAGAAACUGCUUCAACUGCCCUGUAUGCAUAUCACCUUUGAUAGUCAACGUGCUGGACAACGCCGCCGGGUCUUCCGCGACUGGAGAUCGGCAUAUACUGGCAUGUCCAUACUGCCAUUGGAGUACCGUGGAGACGGGCAUUGAGUUCGAGAAACCCACUGGUGUAUAUGGCCAACUGUCACGCAAAGGAAAUGGAGGCAAAGUAUUACGUACCCAGAAAGAGAUGGACAAGGACCGUGAGUUGCAGAAGGACUCGAUAGCUAGGAAGCGUCCUGAGGGGAACAUGCUAUCUCCCUCUGAGGAAACUGCGACUCUGAAAGACCAGGAGGCACGUAGUCGCGACGAGCUGUUUAACAACCUCGGCGCAUUCUACAAGUCCCAGCUCGAAACUCAGACACCUUCAAACCCUUUCUCGCCGCACGAUCUCAGCUUCUCUUCUCCGUCGGCAUACUCUCGAAUCAUGAAUUUGUACUCAACUGCCGGUGCAAAGAAGCAGAAGCGUGGCAAACCCACGCCAAUGCGCGAAGCCGCUUUUGAAUUCGAGGGGCUGGCUCUCCAUGACCCUGCGGGAGAUGCUGCAGCCAUCGAACGCAUCAAACGAGACGGAUGGGGUAGUACUCUAUCAACUACUCAGAAGCUUAGCCAAAUCAAUCCUCACACGCAAUUUGAUGAUGAACUUCGACCUGUUCCGGCUUUGCUCUGCACCAAGCGCUCGAAACGAUGUCGCUCGUGUCGCCACAUAUUGUCAAAACCAGAGUCAAAGAUCACGUCCACACGUUACAAGAUCAAGCUGCUGGCACUGAACCACAUACCUCGACUUAGCAUCCGCACACUACCUUUGAUUGGCCCCGGCUCUGCUGUUCCUCCUACUCCUGGCUCCUCCUCUUCUCAGCCUACAAGGUUCAAUUACAAUACCUUGAGAUCUGGUAUCCCCACACACUUCCUGCUCCAUCUUAGCAACCCACUCUUCGAUCCUAUCAGGGUCACCUUAGCCACUCCAAGCACGACCCCGGGCAAAGUCCAGUCACGAGUGACGAUCUUGUGCCCGCAAUUCGAUGUCGGGGCCAACACGGACGUAUGGGACGAUGCGCUGUCAUCAUCCGUCUCCCACGUCAGCCAUAGCUCAGUCCUCAGCGCAGACGGUCAGGUAGAAGCAGGCAAAGUCUGGGGCAAGGGACGCAACUGGACGAGUGUCGCUAUUGAGGUAGUUCCGGGCUUUCUCAAAUCAGUCACAGGAUUUGGGAACAGCGGAAGCUUUGCCGAAGGAGACGAGCUUGAUGAAGACGAUGAUUUGCUUGAGAUACCCAUCUUUGUGCGCCUUGAGUUUGAAACUGAUGCCAAUGCGGAGGAGAGGGGUUUAGGUGACUCUAGGGGCUCGAAGGGCGAGAAAGAGAGACGAGAGGAGGCAUUUUGGACGGUCCUCGGCGCAGGACGAAUUGCCCCUUUAGUAAUUUAUUGGUUCCGUACUGAUUUACGCUUGCACGACUCUCCCGCCCUGAAAGCAGCUUUGGAUCUGAAGCCAGAAUGUCUUUACCCUCUCUGGACGUGGGAUCCACAUUACGUCUAUCGAGCGCGUGUUGGGCCUAACCGCUGGCAAUACCUCCUCGACUGUCAGAAUGAUCUUUCAAAGUCUAUUACCAGACUAAAUCCAAAUUCAAAGCUCCUUCUCAUCCGAGAAGCGCCUCAAACGCUAUUCCCGAAGUUAUUCAAGGCAUGGAAGAUUACGCAUCUCGUGUUUGAAAAGGACACAGAUGCGUAUGCAAGGGAACGGGACGAGAAUGUCAUAGCAUUGGCGAAGGAAGCGGGUGUAGAAGUCAUCGUUAAGACGGGAAGGACGUUGUAUGAUCCAGAUGAACUGGUCAGACAGAAUCAUGGGAAGCCAACAAUGAGCAUAAGCCAGGUGCAGGCUGCUGGCAAAAGAAUUGGGAAGAUUCCGAGGCCUAUCCCUGCACCCAAGGGCCUGCCUGAUCCGGGCAACAUUGACUUAGGUUUUGAUCAAGCGAAGCCUGCCAAUUAUCCAGACAUCAAUGCUAUACAACGGGAUAAGGACGAGAUGUCGUACUCUUCGCUUGCAGGUCCCAACGGCGACUUCGCCGUGCCGACGAUAGAGGAACUGGGCUUGAAAGAGGUGACCACACCACAUCGAGGUGGCGAAACGAUUGCACUCAAGAUGCUGGCAGAGAUCAUUGCGAACGAAGAUUACACAGCAACGUUUGAGAAACCGAAGACAGCGCCAACGGCAUUCGAACCUCAGGCAACAACUCUUCUUUCACCACACAUGCACUUUGGCUCCCUCAGCUGUCGCGAAUUCUACUGGCGCGUGCAGGAUGUGGUUUCGAAAUACAAAGGCACGGCAUCACAACCACCAACCAGCUUAACUGGACAGUUGCUUUUUCGCGACAUGUAUUUCGGCGCGCAGGCAGCAUUAGGUUACUCCUUCGGACAGACGUACAACAACCCGCAAUGCCGAUUCAUUCCGUGGCAACUGCCUUCCAGGAUUGAUACCGAGUCCGGCCUAAUAACCGGCGAAUAUCUCAUCGACAACGCAGAAGCUGAAGUCUACUUCCAGCGCUGGAAAAACGGCCGUACUGGUUUUCCCUGGAUCGACGGCCUCAUGCGUCAACUCCGACACGAAGGCUGGAUACACCAUCUCGGUCGACACGCCGUGGCUUGCUUCCUCACGCGUGGCGGCUGCUACGUCGACUGGGAGCGGGGCGCCGAGGUCUUUGAAGAAUGGCUUAUCGACCACGAAGCGGCAUGUAAUAUUGGCAACUGGCAGUGGCUCAGCUGCACAGCGUUCUUCGCACAAUUCUACCGCUGUUAUUCGCCCAUUGCGUUUCCGCAGAAGUGGGACAAGGACGGUGCCUUUAUCCGGAAAUAUGUCCCGGAACUCAAGAACUUUGAUAAGAAAUAUAUCUAUGAGCCAUGGAAGGCACCGAUUGCAGAUCAAAAGAAGUGGGGUUGUCGAGUCUCAGGCGAUGGUUCCGAGACGUCUGAUGGUGAUACGAAGCUGUAUCCUAAGCCUAUGUUUGAUUUCCCUACACGCAGGGAUAUCUGCCUCCAGGGGAUGAAGACGGCUUAUCGUGUUGGAUUACAAGGUAAUGAUCCAAAGGUACUCGAUGGUACUUGGCGAAGUCUUUUCGAUGACAAUGCUGAGGGGCCGACUGGGGGCAACAGUGGGCCGCCGGGUGCAAUGGUACAGCAUGAGGACGUUGGUGGACAUGAGGCGACGCAUGUCGACGAGCCACAUAGUCCGAAAGCGGCGAAGAAGAUUGCUGCGAAGAGCGAAGAAAAGGCAGGACGCAAGAGGGAAGCUAGUCAAUCUACACUGGAUGGCCUGGUGACUCGCAAGAAGAAGGAACAAGACGAAUUAUUUCCCAAUGAGACUCACUUUGGGUAG
Molecule: messenger RNA, 3826 nt
Organism: Cucurbitaria berberidis CBS 394.84
Lineage: Eukaryota; Fungi; Ascomycota; Dothideomycetes; Pleosporales; Cucurbitariaceae
Exons: 3
Coding region: 125-3826 (1233 amino acids)
Biological process (GO): circadian regulation of gene expression; entrainment of circadian clock by photoperiod
Cellular component (GO): nucleus; cytoplasm; dynactin complex
Molecular function (GO): FAD binding; DNA binding
Source: RefSeq, a predicted model, not a curated record